CAGACCUCAAAAAACGAAGCCAAACCAAAACCGGUGAAUAUAAAACCGAUUUUCCGGCCCCGUAGAUCGUCGCCGGAAAAAAUGGAGUUCUUGGACGACAACACCAGGCCCAGGUUUCUCUUCGAGUCCCGACAAUCAACAACCUCAGACCCACCGCAAACCAAUAACCACGCCGCCGCCAAACCCUUCUUCCUCCUCACCAUUUCUCUCUCUUCCCUCCUCCUCAUUCUCUCUCUCUUCUUCCUCCACUCCGAGCCCUCCAAAUCCCUCCUCCUCUGGCUCGCCCUCUCCCUCCUACUUGGCCCCUUCGCCCCGAUCUCCCUCACCGGCGGCGACAUCCGCGUCGGCCGAGGUCCGAUCGUCGACUUCCCCGACGAUUCGCCCCAAUCCGACGAGGAAACGAGGAAGAGAAACCCGCAGAAGAGGCCGAAGCCUCGGCGACCGAAUGAAUUCCCCGCCGAUCCGACGAAAUCGGAAACCCUAGCGAUCGCGAGCGUGACCGCGAGAGGACCGAAGAAGGAUGAAGAGGAAGAGGAACGGUGGGAAGAGAAGGAGUGGACCGAAGACGAAAUCGAGGUUCUGAAGAAGCAAUUGGUGAAGAAUCCGGUCGGGAAGCCGCGGCGGUGGGAGGCGAUCGUGGAGGCGUUGCGGGGACGGCAUAAGGUGGAGAGCGUGAUCAAGAAGGCGAAGGAAUUGGGGGAGAGGAAAUUGAGCGACGCCGAUUCGUAUUCGGAGUUUCUGAGGAGGAGGAAGCCGGUGGACAAGAGGAUUAUUGAAGAGAAUCAAGGAGCGGAUAACAAUGGCGGAAGCAUUUGGAGCUCCGGAGAGGACAUUGCUCUGCUGAACGCUCUGAAGGCAUUUCCGAAGGACGCUCCGAUGAGGUGGGAGAAGAUCGCCGCCGCCGUGCCGGGGAAGUCGAAGGCGGCUUGUAUGACGAGAGUUUCCGAACUGAAGAGAGAUUUUCGGAGCUCGAAAUCGGCGGCGGCUGAGAGUUAGAUGAGGAAGAGAAAUGAUCUUUCUCUUGUUUAAUUUGGAAGUCCGAUGUGAUGGAGAACGGGGAGGGUAUAGAGAAGGUUCUCCCAAUGAGAAAUCUCUUAUUCCGACCCCGCCCCUUCUUAAGCAGGAAUGGGGAUGGGAUGGAGAUAGUUUAGGAGGCAGAGAUGGGGAUGGGAAAUCAUCCUCCGCCCCCACCCCGCCCCAUUGCCAUUCCU
Morus notabilis is the source of this 1211-nucleotide messenger RNA. RefSeq names its product transcription factor MAMYB. Gene Ontology annotation, cellular component: cytosol. NCBI's taxonomy places the organism in Eukaryota, Viridiplantae, Streptophyta, Magnoliopsida, Rosales, Moraceae. Gene Ontology annotation, molecular function: Hsp70 protein binding; ribosome binding. Gene Ontology annotation, biological process: regulation of translational fidelity; 'de novo' cotranslational protein folding. The transcript has 2 exons. Bases 82 to 996 code for a protein of 304 amino acids. The record is from RefSeq and is a predicted model, not a curated record.